This is a messenger RNA of Betta splendens (Siamese fighting fish), 3829 nucleotides long. It is a transcript of the gene mlxip, whose product is annotated as MLX interacting protein. Gene Ontology annotation, cellular component: nucleus. The coding region runs from base 395 to 2947 and encodes 850 amino acids. The transcript is spliced from 17 exons. Lineage: Eukaryota; Metazoa; Chordata; Actinopteri; Anabantiformes; Osphronemidae. Gene Ontology annotation, molecular function: protein dimerization activity; RNA polymerase II cis-regulatory region sequence-specific DNA binding; DNA-binding transcription factor activity, RNA polymerase II-specific. Gene Ontology annotation, biological process: regulation of transcription by RNA polymerase II. The record is from RefSeq and is a predicted model, not a curated record.
GCUUCGGUAUAUUCAUAACAUUGAUAAAGUUCACAUGUUUUUCGUAAUAAGGGGGUUUUUGUUUCGUUGUGGGAGGGGCUUGACUCCCACCAAUCAGAAACGCGCUAACACGGGAACUUCCUGCUCGGGUACGAGCAGUUUUUUUUUGUCAGCUGGUAUUCGCGACGUCAACUCUUGACUAACACAAGUUACUUUGGACUAUUAGUUGCCAGCAGCGGCUUUAAGAUGAGUAAACCGAGGACUGGCGGCCAACGGCACCGAAAUGAGCGACUUUAACUUCUAGUCAGGCUCUAAGGCGUUUCUCGGCACUGCCGUUGAGCCUCAUGACAAGCACAGUUGUAUUGUCCUAGCUUGCUGGCUAACGUUAGCUAUUUGUCUGUCGGCCACUGGAGACAUGUCCUCAAGGCAGAAGUACCGUCGCCCACCGGCGCUCAUAAAGCAGGAGCAGGACGACGACUCGGACGCGGAAGACACGCACCUGGGGCUGCGGAGGGCAGACGGGCUGGAGUCCCAGAUCAUCCACAGUGGACACUUCAUGGUGUCGUCGCCCCACAGCGAGCACCCCCCGAAAAAGGGCUACGACUUCGACACUGUAAACAAACAGACGUGUCAGACGUAUCACUUCGGCAAGGCCAGCAUGUCGCACCUGUCCAUAGACGCGUCCCUCACCAAACUGUUUGAGUGCAUGACUCUGGCGUACAGUGGUAAGUUGGUGUCUCCUAAAUGGAAGAACUUUAAAGGCCUGAAGCUGCUUUGGAGAGACAAGAUCCGCCUUAACAAUGCAAUCUGGAGAGCCUGGUAUAUGCAGUAUGUGGAGAGAAGGGAAAAUCCCGUGUGCCACUUUGUGACUCCCCUCGAUGGAAAUAUAGAGUUGGAUGUCAACCGCCCUGCGGAGGCCACUGCCACAGAGAGCAAGUGCUGGAAACGAAGAAUUGAAAUUGUCAUAAGAGAAUACCACAAGUGGAGGACGUACUUCAAAAAGAGGUUGCAGAAGCACAAGGAUGACGACCUGUCAAGCCUCCUCAAGGGGCCGGAGGAGCAGUUGUCGUUGUUUGGGGAAGUGUCUCCAGACAUGCUCCGUGUCUCCUUUUAUCAGGAUGAAGACAGCGCUGCACGCCGUCUGACCCGCAAACACAACGAGACACCAGCGCCCAUGGAGAUGGACCAGCUGUUUGACAUGGACGUCCUGAUGUCUGAGUUCACAGACACCUUGUUCUCCACGCUGGCCUCGCACCAGCCCGUAGCCUGGCCCAACCCCAGAGAAAUUGCUCACGCAGGAAACGCAGACAUGAUCCAACCUGGGCUCAUCCCCCUACAACCCAACUUAGACUUCAUGGACUCCUUUGACCCACUGCAAGACUUAUUUCACAGCCUCCGUCAGCCCAUCUUCCCUUCUGUUUCCCCCACUGCCUCAUCUGUCCCCCCACUACCCAGCAGCAGCUCUCAGUCCCAGGCCCAGUUAAUGCCUUCUAUGCAACUUACAACCAGCCACAUCUCUUCUCCUGGCCCCAUUCCCAUCACCUCUCCCAGUGAAACCAGUCAAACAGGUGGCAGCAGUAAUGGUCCCUACGUGCAGGAUUACAUGACUCUGUUUCCUGGACAGGUGGAACGCAGCGAUCAAGCAGUAGCUUCUUCGGUCUCUCAGCCUUUAUCCCAUGAUCCUCUGGGACAGUGCCUUCCAGCCCAAGACUUGGCCUCAGAAUCACCUCUAGUUGCCUCAGCCUUGGACGACUCCUCAGAGCUGGAUGAGUCCGUGGUGCCGUCUGUGAUUACACACACAGCCUCAUCCACUGUCACGCCCACCGACGCAGCAGCCACCUUCAGCCACAGCUCCAUAUCCACACAACCUCCACCACCUGCUCCCCAGCUCCAACCCAUGGCUGCGUUGACCGUACCCCAGACUUUCGCCCUGCCUCAUUCAUUUCAGUCAUCCGGUGCCAUCAAGAACCGCCCUGUGCAGAGGAUCGCCCCUGCUAACACUCUGCCCCCAUCCCAUGUCAUCCUCACAGGUCCUUUUCCGGGUCAUGCCAAUGCCGUCAUCGUUACUCCAACGGCUCUGAAAGCAGAUGUGGUCUCUAGCGCUGGAGUAGUCCUGGCUUCGUCUCAUCUCGCAGGGCCCCCUGGAUUUCACGUUGUGUCCCAAACACAGAAUUCUGCCCAAACGAUUGUCCCCAAGCAAAAGUCUUAUUCCUCCAGCCGCAAAAAUCAGAAAGACUCCUGCAGUGCUGUGCACAGCAGGUCGGGAUUAGCUCAAGGGUCACCAAGUGUGCUGGAUCAAGUCCCUAGUUCCCAGUCAAUUCUCAGCAGCACCUGUAGCAGCACAGCUCUGGUAAAGAAUGAACAAAACCAGGGCCGGAGGACAACGCACAUCUCUGCCGAGCAAAAGCGACGAUCAAACAUAAACAUCGGCUUCAAAACUCUCUGCGACCUGGUUCCCGCUUUAAAGUCACAGUCAAAUAUCAGCAAUGCGGUCACGCUGCAGAAGACGGUGGAGCACAUCGGGAAGCUCCAGCAGGAGAGGCAGCAGAUGCAGGAAGAAGUCAAGAGACUGAGAGAGGAGAUUAACGAGCUCAACGCCUCCAUUAACUUGUGUCACAAACAACUGCCUGCAACAGGGGUAUCCACGAUGCGACAUCGCGCCGACCACAUGCAAGAGAAGUUCAAUGAAUAUGUAAAGAACCGAACUCUGCAGAACUGGAAGUUCUGGAUUUUCAGCAUCAUCAUAAAGCCUCUGUUUGACACGUUCAACGGGAUGGUGGCGACGACGAGCCGAGCAGAGCUGUGUCAGACCACGCUGCAGUGGCUCGACCAUCACUGCUCCCUCCCAGCGCUCAGACCAAUGGUGCUGGGUACCCUGCGCCAGCUGAGCACCACCACAUCCAUCCUCACUGAUCCCACUGUGCUGUCAGAUGAAGCGAUCCAGGCCGUCACACACACAGACAUGUAGCUCUGUCUUCCGUGCGAGAGGCCGUUUAACAUAUCACCAACGAUGUAGCCAUUCAAGCAACUCUUCACAUCUUCCAAAGACUCCUGACUUCACAAAACUAGAAUAUUUUUCUGUUGUGCAUUUAAUUGUCUGUGAUGAGAAGCCCGACCGCUGACGCUUAUUACAGUCGUACAGAGGUGCAGAAUGGCUACUAUUACCUUAUUUUCUUAAUUGGAAACUGGUACUUGUCAUUUGCUCUUCGAACAACGUAUUUAAAUAUCUAAGUAAUAUACAAAUGCAAAAAGGGAAAUGAUGAGCAUGUGCAUUUCAGGUUAUCUUUCAGACCUAUAGACAACAGAUAGCUUUGUAGCAAUGUUCAUAGUUAGGAUUAGCCAGAUGUCUAGUUUGCAGGACUUGUUUUUGAUGCUCAGAAUGAGAGCUUGAUCUUUCUCAUCCUUCAUUUACUCAGGUGAAUGUCGUUUAGCUUCAAACAUCUUCCUGCUCGUCAGUUUGACUACAAACUACACACGACGCAGUUAUUUAAGAUGUGCUACAUGAAUGAUUUUCUACUGUUCAUAUCAAAGCGUUAAGCGGUGAUAUUACUUACAACCCUCAUAGGGAGCACACAUAGCAAUGCAUAUUAUAAAUAUAUAUAUUAUAUAGAUGUGUACAGUGUUACGAAUGCACGGGAGCUGUAGCUGUUCUUCGUUUGUCACUCAGGGCUGAUGAGCGUAAAACCUUUUUAUUCAACUAUGAACAAAUCAAGUCAGGAUGCUUCUCAGCAGGAAGAUCCGUUUUCACAUGGUUCAAAAGUUUAUUUUCUGCUCGGAAUUAGACUCCUUUCUAAUGUGCGUGUUGAUGUCAUCCAAGAUAAAUAAAAUCAUGUCCAGACGCUGCACACAA